AACAAAUGCUCGAAAUGGAGAAGCGGGUUGCCAAAGAUUUCUACAACAAAGUCCAGAGCUAUCUCCCCAAUGAUAAGGAGAGGGAGUCACUCUAUGAGGUACUUCGCAUUUAUCAGGGUAACCUUGACCUACACAGCCUCAUCAAUGAACUCAAACACAUUGUCAACACUCCCGGGAAGAUGCAAUUAUUUGAGGACAUUCGGCCUCUUAUUCCCCUUCGCCACCAGAUGGAGUAUGACACGUGGGUCCCACGUCGUUCUGGUGGCAGAUUAUGUGUGAUUAGGCUACAGAGGAUGGGAGGGGAUUCGCUAGGAUUUUCAGUGAGAGGAGGUCUUGAACAUGGUGUUGGUAUCUACGUGUCACAUGUUGUGCCAGAAUCACUUGCCUACAUCCAGGGUCUCAGGGUUGGUGAUCAAAUUGUUCGAGUCAAUGGAUUCACAAUAGACCAAGCCAUCCAUGAGGAGGUGCUCAACCUGAUCAAGGGUCGCAAUGAAAUCGUUCUCAAAGUGCUGCGGGUUGGGAUGAUCCCAAUUCGUGACAAACCCUCGGACCCCGUGACUUGGAAGUAUGUCGAUUUCUUAGAUCCUGCCAAAAUCUUGAAAAAAGUGGCUGGUGACGAUGACUCAAAUAACGCGGGAGAUCACCGGGAAGUGAGGCUGUUUGUUAAUAUGACUGGAGCUGAAAGUUUUGGAUGCAGUAUUUGCAGUGGUCCCCCAACUCUCCCAGGUAUCUUUGUCCAGUCCAUCAAGUUGGGAAGCCUGGCUGAGGAGGCUGGCCUUGAAGUCGGCGAUCAGAUCAUCAACGUGAAUGGAUCCAACUUCCAUAAUAUCAGACAUUCAGAGGCAGUUGUUGCGUUGAAAUCAAGUAAACAACUCAACAUAACUUUGAGAAGGGGUGCUGGUCUGACCCUAUUUGGCGCAAAGAUCCAACCAGCUACUAUCGACAAUGAAAUGGAGGAGGAAAAACGUCACAAGCUCCAACAGCUACUGAGAGAUAGGGAGCGCCGAGAGAGGCAGGAUCAGGAAAGCCUUGAUCUUAUAAGAAAAGUCCUUGAAGAAGAGGAAAGACAGCGAGAAGGAGAGAAGCGACAGAAGGCUGAAGAAGAGGCAAGGAGAGAAGAGGAGAGGUGGAGGAAAGAAGAGGAAGGUAUGGAUGAUGCUAAGGUUCUAAAGGGCCAGAGAACAGCAAGGGAAAUCCAAGAGGAAAUGAUUCGGAUUAGUCUCGAGCAACAGGAGAAGGAGAAUGAGAGACAGCGCAGACUUGAUGAAGAACGUGAAAGAAAUGCCCACGAAGAGGCCAGAAGAAUGCGAGGUCAGAAAGAAAGAUAUGCCGGUGGCGAGGAGGGUGAGCCACUCCGCUUGAAGCGGAUGCGCAAGGAGUUUGAGCUACGCCGCAUCUUCAUACAACAACAGGAAAUGAGUGCUGAGAGAGAGCACCUCCUUCGCCAGGAGAGAUACCAACAGAUGGUUCAGGAGGCACAGCGAGAGCUUAAAGAAGAGUCUAAGAAAACACCUGGGGCCCAACGUCGCCCACCGCCCAUUCAGCUGCGGCCCGUCUCACAAGAUUUCCAUGUUCUCGUCACCCCACCAACACCUACAAUAGCUUCGAAGAGCUCUAGCAUUCGUGAGUCACCAGUCCAUCAAGUCCAUGUCGAUCCGAGGAGGCAGCCGCCAAAGUCAAUGAUGAAGUCUGGUCCAAGUAAAGCGGAGAGACUAAUGUUGAAGAAGCCAUCUUUCAGUGAUGGCCACUGCAGACCCUAUAGUUUUACUAUCAUAGAAGAUGUCAAGAAGUCUGAACAAGAAGUCACAGAGGAUAACUUUAAUCCUAACCACUUGUUCACGAAUGAACAGAUAGCUGGAAGACAGGUCAUUUUUGUCAAAAUUAAAAAGGAUGGUUUGCCUCUCAACAUGUCAAUAGAGGGAGGCACUGACUCGCCGAUUGGAGGCAAAAUUGUUGUCUCUGAGAUAUAUGUGGGUGGAGCUGUGUAUAGGCAAGGAGGUAUUCACCGCGGUGACCAGAUCAUGAUGGUAGAUGGCAUGAGCCUGCUCGAUAUCACUCUGUCUCAGGCUCAGAAUAUCCUUAAGGAAGCUCUGAAAAGACCAGCAAACGAAGUGAGAAUGGUUGUAGCACUUGACCCGCCAAAGUCAUAUGAAGAUGAAGUGAGAUAUCGAGCACUUCCUUUCUCUAACAUUGACUGAAUCCAUUGAAGGUGAAAUCAGCAUUAUUGAAUUAAUCUUUUGGUCAGAAAUUUCUCUACUGGCAUGGAAGGUGCCAGGUGUUAUACAUUCGAAUUGUCAGAAGUUGUCACAAUGUAUAUGAAAUUGAAAAGACAGCGUUAUGCAAUGCAUAACUCUAGUAGUUCUAUAGUGUUAUUAACUUCUGCUGAUUUCAGUUAUUCCUCCAUGUAUCUGAGAGGGUCCUUUAAAUCAGAGUAGCCUUUUCAAAAAUAAGUGGCAUCUUGUACCAGUUGGUUUACAAAUAGGCACCAAAAAUCUAUUCCUUGGGAUGUUGGUUCAUUUUUAGGCAUAUAUUGUUGUGACAGCUACUGAUAUAAGUUAGCUAUAGUGUGUGCAUGUCCUCCCCUGUCCUCGCUUUUGGUUGCAUGUGUAUCAAUUUUUUUAUUGUGAAUGUAUUCUUUCACUGAAAGAUCUCAAUAUUCAAGCUAAAUUCUUAUAUACCUGUAUCGACCAUUGUGAUAAAGCUCAAUUGUAUUGUUUUCAAAGACAUGAGUUUUCAACCUUUUUUUACAAUUAGACUUUUAUUUUACUGUUGCAGGGGAUUUUAGUUGAUUAUUCCAUUAAUUUAUUAUUGCUUAAACUAUCAUAUAAACCAUUCUUUAAAGUCCUUUUGUAGAGGUAUUUCAUUUUCACUUUCCCAAUCUGCAUUAUAAUGUAAUGCGGCAUAUAUUCGUAAUUUGGCCGAGGUUUUCGAAUCGUUUCUCAAAUGUCAGUAUAACACAUGUUUCAGAGGUAACGUGUUGUUCAAGCAGUAAAAUCAUAUACACUUAUAAAUGUGUGAAUCCCAAAUACUUUCUACCUUUGUUGAUCUAUUGAACAUAAACCUAGUAGCUAGUGUUCCUUCCUUUACUUAGCUUGCAAUCUGGUCAAAGUGAGUAGUACAUAUCGGUAAUGUUUUCAUCCAUUUAUAUAAAAAUGAAUUGGAUAAUAAUUAAAAGUCCUUCCUACAUUCUUAAAAUUGUCUGUCUAAAAUGAUCACAAUCUCACCGCUGCCUUGCCAAAAUCUUUGGCAAUACGACGGCUAUUCACCUUCACAAAGAACACGCAGCCCGCAGUGGACAAGUGACUACUUGUCCCAAUUCAUGCUGUAUCUAUUUUUCGAUGUUUUUUUCUCAGUCAUUGUUGUAAAAACAAACAACUAAUAAAUCACAUCUCUUACAUGCAUUGAUCUAAAUAUCUGUAGAAGUCACUUGUAAACUGCAUGUUUGCAUGACGAAACAUGUUUUUGUGAUUGAAACUAAAAAAUUGACAAAAGUUACGUACAAAAUUGCACAUCUAUUAGAAUAUUGAACCCAUUUGUGUCUGGUGUUUUAAAGAACUGAUAUGAAAUACAUUCUUCUGCUUAAUAUGCUAACCACAAUAAAAUUGAUUAUCUUUCUGUCUCAAUACUGUUUGAAUAACCAACAAACUGGUAACCUUCACAUCAUUUAAUGCUGUACUUGCAAUUAAUAACAAAUGUACUUGCUUGAUAUUGACCACUGAGUAAGGAUGGAUCGAUGGUCAAGUGAUAGUUGUCAAUUCCCGCAGUUAUUUCAGAACGUUCUUUGACAAGUUUUGGCACAAACUUUCAAUGCAAUAUUGGUAGCCGUUAAAUCAUACAUCCUUGAUAUGUUGAAAUUUAAAAACAGUUUUACAGUAUGCUUAUUUCAACGUAAUGGCCAAUGCACUCAAGCUUGUGAUUUUCAACAAUACACUACGACUGCAGUGUAAGGUAGGAAAUUUUCACCAACAUUUCAGAAAAAUAAAAUUUUCACUUCAUACUUCACGUUACCGGUCAAUAAUCUUUACUAUUUCUCUCCAUUACAGCACCUACUUCUAACUUGGACGAGUUCCUGGAUGAUUACGAUUCCGACGGCACCAAUUUCUACUACAAUGGUUUAGAGUCCCCAACAGGGAAAACAGGCGUUCCAGUCACAUUCAUUUGAAACAGUGUAACUUGGAACUGUUUCAGUCUAAGACACAGAAUACCGAGACAUUCACCGUGAUUAUCUCAAUCAGGACAAUUUUUUGGAUUGAGCAUGGUACUUACACAAUUGGCAAUGGAUGUGGUUUUCCAUCAAUGCUAUUGAAUUUAUUCAACAUGUUCAAGACCUGUGAGAGACUUGUGCCAUGGCCCGAUUUACGCUUUUGACACAGUUUUGACAUUAUGUUAAAUCUUCCACUUGUUCAGUAUUGUAUAUUCUGCUGCAUAAUCGUGUAUUAAAAGUCAACCUCUAAAAAAACAAUAUUAUCAUAGUCAUACUUUAUCGCCUAAAUAUCUAAUUUGCUUGUACAUGCAAUGUUAUGGGUCACAAUUUGUCUGAUGUAUUCAAUAGAUCUUGGGUUGUCAAUGAUCUCAAGGAGUUGAAAUCUCUCCAAGCUGGCUAAUGUCAGUUUGACAAUACGUAUUUGCCACUGACUGAGUGUUCUAAUUUACUAAGUAGAAUCUGCAUUCACUUCCGCCAUAUUUUUGGUAACGUAAUACAUGAUGGCAUACAUUAUUCAAAUGCUAACAUCAGAAACGAUGUAGGAUACUGUUGAAGACAUUUUUAAGUAUUUUUUUAAAAAUUCAAAUGUAUUCUUGCAUGAACAUGUGAUAUAUGAUAGUCAAUCAUCAGAUAUCCUUCUAUAGUGUAUUACUGGGCAAAUUUUUGAGUUUUGAGCCAAUUUUACAAAUACCAGGUAGAGCACUGGAUCUAUGCACAAUACAUUCCACUGUAUGAUAAUCAUGUACGAUCAUGAGUAAGAAUGAGCUUAAUAAACUUAAUUUAUUCAUUUACAAAA
This is a messenger RNA of Lineus longissimus, 5000 nucleotides long. Its product is annotated as harmonin-like. The transcript has 24 exons. Bases 6 to 2198 code for a protein of 730 amino acids. Gene Ontology annotation, molecular function: protein binding. Lineage: Eukaryota; Metazoa; Nemertea; Pilidiophora; Heteronemertea; Lineidae. Gene Ontology annotation, cellular component: cilium; plasma membrane; stereocilia ankle link complex. The record is from RefSeq and is a predicted model, not a curated record.